Dermacentor silvarum is the source of this 904-nucleotide messenger RNA. RefSeq lists its product as uncharacterized. Bases 377 to 889 code for a protein of 170 amino acids. The transcript has 5 exons. The record is from RefSeq and is a predicted model, not a curated record. Lineage: Eukaryota; Metazoa; Arthropoda; Arachnida; Ixodida; Ixodidae.
UGCCAACACCACAGCCACCAUUACCACCACCGCCGCCGCCACAAGUUCUACGGCUGCAACGACCAGCACUGGCGUGACGACCGCCACCGUUACGGCAACGUCGACCACCACUACUGCCACCGCAGCAACCACCACCAGCGCCUCCGCUGCCGCAACCACUACCACCACCACUGCACCCACCACGGAGAGCAAUGGCGGUGGCCGAAGCGAAGACAAGGCUGCGCCCUCGGCGGCAGCACCGUCGAGGAGCGGGUCUCCAUGCCAGGCAUCUACGGCCACACCACCUCCAACACAACCUCAGGCCAACGGCCCUAUUGGUGAGGAAGCCAGCAAGCCACCAUGCAUUGUGGACACCAUUAAUGGUUUGAAGACGCCAAUGUUGGAGAAAGUUUCUGAAAGCAGUACAGCUACUUCAACGGAGGGUAAAGGAGGAGGUGGAGGAGAGACUGGACUUCCGUGCAUGGUGUGCCAGUGUCGCUUGGAGAAAAGUGGCCAGUGGCGACCCCUAACCAAGGCAAACUGCCACAUGUACGGUCUCAAGGACACGGACCUGGUGCCGGAUGCGCGUGUGUGCGUCAGCUGUCGGUUCAAGACCGUGCGCCAGCGCAUUGCCCAGUGCCCAAUAGCGACAUGCAAAAGUCCCAAGCGCAAGAUGAAGAGGCUACGGCCACUUCCUGCGAAGUGGGCGGAGUUGGACAAGGACCUCAAGGAGUCUAUCAGCAAGGAACUACAAAUCCCAGCCGGAAUCCAGAAAUGCUGCUCGGCGUGCUUCAACAGGAUAGCGAGAAAGCUGGACCCUCAUCCUCCGUCGGAGGGUAAGGGGAUUGUUCUCGCACUUAUUUUGCUCAUUUUCGUGCCUUCUGUGGGGCCUCGUCUGGCAACUAUAUGAAAAGGCACAGGGCUG